Molecule: messenger RNA, 2328 nt
Organism: Rhagoletis pomonella (apple maggot)
Lineage: Eukaryota; Metazoa; Arthropoda; Insecta; Diptera; Tephritidae
Exons: 7
Coding region: 559-1944 (461 amino acids)
Source: RefSeq, a predicted model, not a curated record
AAUUUUCUCACUGUUCGUUUAGUUUUUCGCUGUUGAAUUUUUCGCAACCAAUAUUUUUCAAGAAAAAGAUGUUAUAAGUUCAUAAAAAUUACACUAAAUCGUUAUCUAAGUGUUAAAGUGUCACAAUUAAUAAAGAAAUAUCGUAGGAAUAUUAAAUAUAGUGUAUAAAAAUGUAUUUGAAAAAAUGUAAUACGGUAAUACGAAGAUAGUCUCAUGGUGGUGAAGAAAAAAUGUGAAAAGAUUUUCACCUGCAGUAUUAGUGGCAGUGAGAAAAGAAAAACCAGCAAUAUCGAGAAAACCUCAAGCGGUAUCUAGUGUUGUGUGUGGCAUAGGAAGUGAAUAAGCAAGCACCUGUCGGAUGUGAACGCCUCAAAAGAGGCUAUAUAUGUAUUUCUGCAUGCUAUUCUCCAUCGCUCCAGUUGAUGGGCUGCUCCGCUGGCCAAUUGAGCAACAUCUACCUAUGUACAUAUGCAUUUAGCAAGUGCGAAAAAACAUCAUUUCGAUGAUGAGGCAAUAAAAGAAUGUUGUGAGUAAAGGCAAAUUAGAAGGAGCUACAAAAUGUUUACGAAAAAAUCUCAUGCGGAUAUAAAAAAGUCCACUGGCAAGUUUCAAGAUUGUAAAAAGGAUUCAGCAUCCCGGUUGCGUCACUUGCGUACCAUUUUAGACAAUGUUGACCAAGAAGAGGCGAAAUCACUAUUCGAAACGAACUACAGUCACGUUUAUUUUAUACUUUACGAUACCUUCAUUCAGGCGGAGGCAAACUUAAAGCAAAAAGAUGCCGUAAUAUGUCUUAUGGUAAUUCUUGCACUAACCUCCAUUCUUUGGAGUAUCACCAUACAUAUAAUCUCUGGCGAUUUUUAUCAUGGCAUACUUGGUGCGAAAUUAGCAUUUCGAGAAAGAGAUUUUCUACAAAUGGAUGAACAUUCCAAAGAGAUUUUCUACAAUGAUCUGGGUAAACUAAUAAACGACACAUACACGGAUAAGGCUUUGCAUAAUGUAUUAAUUGCUGAAGACGAUAUUACGCCUACGCCAAUGGAUGUUAAUGCCACAACAAAGCAGCCUAAAGUGCGCAAAACCUAUCACAUUUUCCAACUGGCACGUCCCGAUGAAGACAAAGGUAAAGCAGAGGAGGACGAGGGGGCGUCUGAGGAAGAUAGCACAACCGCACUGCCACCAGUGAAGUUCAAUAUGACACAUGAUCGCCACUUUUUGGCUACAAUGAUGCUGGAUGUGCAUAAAACUCGUUGGCGUCAAAGCGCCGCCGUUCAAUUCAUUUAUAGUUUUCCAUUUUUGUCGGAAAUCUUUGCAAUAAUAUGGACAGCAAUGUGCUUAAUAUUUCAAUCAGGCGUUCAAAAGUAUUGGGGACUUCCGAAACCUUGGCGCAUUGUCAUACCCUCAAUUCUUGUGUUUUCGCUGAUGACAUUGGGCACACUAAUCUACACAAUUUUGGCCAGCUCAUAUCUGAAGAAUCUCUGUAAUGGAUUGCGUGAAAACCUAACAAAGCCCGAUGCCAUCACCUGUGGUCAGGCCAUCUCUGUACUGCGUCCCCUCAUACGACAACACGAUUUGAAACACGAUGUAUAUUUGAAUCUCUUUCGCUUCGCCUACAUGUUCGCAUUGGUUUUAUGGCUGCUGGCGCUAUUGCUGAUGUUGCUGCGAUAUUUCUUCGCAAUUGACUUCCAACUCAUGGAUGUGCAAUCGUUGUAUGACAAUAAGUUGGCGCGACGCCUUAGUCGACCGGAACCUGAAUUUACAGAAGUACUGUUGGAUACGGCGCAAUCGCCGACAGUUUUACUGCCACGCAAUGAACGCAACAAAUCCGAGGAUGAUUUUCAGAGUGCCAAGUCAAAUUUAAGUGAGGUCGCAAUGCCGUUACUCGAAACUGGCAAGCAACAACAGCUGGGAUUAAGGCCAUAUGCGCAGUCGCAGCAGCGAGUAGUUUAGUUUGAAAGAGGUUUAAUUAAGGAAACGUUAGUGUGGCAGAGCGAAAGCGCAAAUAUUCAUAGUACAUAAAUAGUGAACAACAAGGUUUUAUCUCAGGUAUUUUGUUUAGUUGGAAUUUGCACAAUCGAACCGCGAACGUUUUCAUCAUUAUGAAUCUACCUUCUCUCCUACUCACUCCCUCUUAUACCGCGGCAAGAUAUUUUGUUUUAUUAAACGUAUUUAAAACAAAUGAUACAACUAGAACAAACUCAAGCAAAAACUAUGUACGUGUGUUUGCAUUCACUGCUCUUAUUUUAAGUAAAUAUUUAUUAAUUUUUAUAUGUAUAUUUUUUAACAUUUUUUUUUUAACCACUGUGUGCGUGUAUUACAUAUUACAGCUGAUAA